Wasmannia auropunctata (little fire ant) is the source of this 1080-nucleotide messenger RNA. Its product is annotated as low choriolytic enzyme-like. Gene Ontology annotation, biological process: proteolysis. Lineage: Eukaryota; Metazoa; Arthropoda; Insecta; Hymenoptera; Formicidae. Gene Ontology annotation, molecular function: metalloendopeptidase activity; zinc ion binding. The coding region runs from base 110 to 943 and encodes 277 amino acids. The transcript has 4 exons. The record is from RefSeq and is a predicted model, not a curated record.
GAAAAUUUUUGCGAUGUUACGUAUAAAAGAAGUAGAACAGUCAUAUAACUGCAUUUGCGUUUGCCGUCAUAGAACUACAAGUAAAUAGGUAAUUUUGUAAUUUAAUUUAAUGUUGAUCGUAUUUUAUCGACUGUUCACUUUCGCGUGGACGCUUCUUGUCUUUGCAAUAUUUGAGUCGGCAGUGGCGAUUUCUUACGUAAGAAAUACUGAAGAAUGGUACAAGACGGUACCAGAUCACGAAACAGGAAUCAAAGUAGCACUAUGGACCAAGGAAAUGAAUAUAAAUCCUGAGGAAUUGGGCAGUUACUUCGAAGGAGAUAUCAUGAUUACAGGAAACACCAAAAGAAACGGAGACACUAAUGAAAACCUCCGUUGGUCUAAUGGCAUUAUUCCCUACAUAAUCGCUGAUCAUUUCGAUGACAAUCAAUUGGAACUUAUAAAUGGUGUGAUGGACGAUUAUUUUAAUCGUACAUGUAUUACGUUUGUACUGAGAACGGAUGAAGAGGAUUAUAUCAACAUCGUUAGCGAUAAUACUGGAUGCUCGAGCAACAUUGGCAAGAUUGGCGGUGAACAAAAAGUACACUUACAGAUUCCUGGUUGUGUAACAUUGAGAGGCACCGUGAUACACGAGCUCUUACACGUCGUCGGUUUUUGGCAUGAGCACACCAGAGAAGACCGUGAUAAUUACGUGCAUAUCAAUUGGGAUAAUAUUGAAGAAGAAACAAAGAAAAAUUUUGUUAAGAAUGAUCCGGGGGUUACUUACACUUAUGGUGUUCCUUAUGAUUACGGUAGCGUGAUGCACUACUCAGCAUACUCGUUUGCCAAAAACAAUACAAUAAAAACCAUUAUUCCUACAAAAGAUCCAAACGCAUUAAUUGGUCAGAGACAGGGAUUUAGCGACUCGGAUAUUCUAAAAGUCAAUAAAAUGUACAAUUGCAUCUAAUAGUUACAUAAUUGACUGCAUUUAUGUCAGAGAUAGUACUAUAUUAAAUGGAUACAGUUUGACAAUAUCUUUGUAUUUCAGAAAAUUCUUAAUUAGAAAUAUUUAAUAAAAAUUUUUGUGUAUCAAUCAUAAAAAAA